GAGGAUUCUAGAUUUAAUGAUCAGUUGACUAUUCGACGACUUCGAGGACGAUUGUAAUCUGCUGACCCAUCGUGUGAGGAACUUGGAGAGCUGUGGAGGUUGUCCUUCACUUGUUCAAAAAUGUCUACCUUUGGCAGACAUUUUCGGGUCACCACCUAUGGCGAAUCACAUUGCCGUUCGGUCGGAUGUAUUGUGGAUGGCUGUCCACCUGGAAUGCAACUGACAGAGGCUGAUAUUCAACCACAAAUGACCAGGCGGAGGCCUGGCCAAUCUGCACUGACUACGCCGAGGAACGAGAAAGAUCGAGUCGAAAUUCAGUCUGGGACCGAGUUCGGCGUCACGCUUGGGACGCCCAUCGGUUUGAUCGUACGGAAUGAAGACCAAAGACCAAAGGAUUAUGGUGGAAAGACAAUGGACCUCUACCCUCGACCGAGCCAUGCUGACUUUACUUACCUGGAAAAAUACGGUGUCAAGGCGAGCAGUGGCGGAGGCAGAAGCAGUGCCCGCGAAACGAUAGGCAGAGUGGCGGCCGGUGCCAUCGCAGAGAAAUACUUGUCUCUGGCUCAUGGGGUUGAGAUUGUGGCCUUCGUUACGUCUGUGGGAUCCGAACACCUCUUCCCUCCCACAGUCAACCAUCCAUCACCUUCGACCAACCCAGAAUUCCUGUCUCUGAUCUCAAAGAUCACGAGAAAAGAAGUCGAUUCUUUCAUUCCUGUCCGAUGUCCCGAUGCAGGCGCCAUGGAGCGCAUGACGAAGGUGAUCGAGAAAUUUCGCGACGCCAGUGACAGCAUCGGAGGGACAGUGACCUGUGUGAUCCGAAAUUGCCCGAUUGGGCUAGGAGAGCCCUGCUUUGACAAGCUCGAAGCAGAACUUGCCAAAGCUAUGCUGAGUAUCCCAGCUACCAAAGGCUUCGAGAUAGGUUCUGGAUUUGGCGGCUGUGAAGUACCAGGUUCGAUCCAUAACGACCCUUUCAUGGCCGCAGAGCCUGAUGAAAGCGGAAAGAGGAAAUUAGUCACCAAAACGAACAAUUCCGGGGGAAUCCAGGGCGGCAUUACGAACGGACAGCCCAUCUAUUUCAGAGUAGCCUUCAAGCCUCCUGCGACGAUCGGGCAAGCACAGCAAACCGCCACAUUUGGUGGUGAAGAUGGCCUUCUAGAGGCAAAAGGCCGACAUGAUCCCUGUGUCGUACCUAGAGCUGUGCCAAUCGUCGAGGCUAUGUCGGCCUUGGUCGUCAUGGAUGCCCUCCUGUCUCAAGUGGCCAGGGAGGGUGCCAGGAGUGUUUUGCCGCCUUUGAAAACAACUCUACCCGCCAAAGAGACAGGCACUGCUGCGGACAUCAAGAAGAUCGGCGAGCAUCUAAAGGCCGCGUCAAGCAAUGGCAUGAACUGAUAUUGCUGCGCCAAUGCACUGUUGGCACGCUGUUCACGUGAUUGGGUCUGGACUCUUAAUGUAUUGUACGUAGACAGGGUUAUGGUCCCCCUAGACUAUGUGACUUUAGCACCAAACGUAGAGCGCUGAGAAGCACGCCGUCCGGCUCUACUGUAAACUAGCAAUAGGUCUGAUUGCGC
Messenger RNA from Exophiala oligosperma, 1568 nucleotides. Its product is annotated as chorismate synthase. NCBI's taxonomy places the organism in Eukaryota, Fungi, Ascomycota, Eurotiomycetes, Chaetothyriales, Herpotrichiellaceae. The transcript has 2 exons. The coding region runs from base 121 to 1389 and encodes 422 amino acids. Gene Ontology annotation, molecular function: chorismate synthase activity; FMN binding. Gene Ontology annotation, biological process: aromatic amino acid biosynthetic process; chorismate biosynthetic process. Gene Ontology annotation, cellular component: cytosol. The record is from RefSeq and is a predicted model, not a curated record.